CGGCACUGUGCUGUUUCUAAGUCAAGGUGGUCAGAGUCCAAAGUUAUUCUUAUAGAAGCAUACAGUACACUUCUACUUGCCUGCAUAUACAUAUCAUUCUGCACUUCGACUAAUUAUUUACUUACGUAAUUAUUUCCAACAAUAACGCGCAUAUGUAUGAAAAUCAUUAUAAGCUGCAUUAAAAUCCGAUACAAUGAUGAUCCACGCGUAUCGAUCAUGCUUCAGGAAUCUGAGGAUAUCUCUUGCUAGAAAUUAUGCAUCGAGUUCUAAAUUAGUGGACGUCAGUCGCGAUGACAAAACAGGCGUCAGUAUCAUAUCAAUGUCAAGAGCACCAGUGAACGGAUUGAAUAGGGAACUGCUUGUAGAAUUGGAAAGAUCCCUAAAGGAAGCACAAGAUGAGCGCCGAAGGGGGGUAGUGCUUACGUCCUCGUUGUCAAAUGUAUUCUCAGGAGGUCUUGACAUAAUGGAGAUGUUUAAGAAGGAUGCUGAAAGCAUGAGCAAGUUUUGGAGUGCGCUACAGGACUUGUAUCUCACUCUUUAUGGUUUGAGUGUACCAAUCGCUGCCGCCAUUAAUGGUUCCAGUCCAGCGGGUGGCUGCUUUUUAGCAAUGUGCUGCGAAUACAGAGUCUUUGUUGACGGGAAGCAUACUAUUGGUUUGAACGAAACAAAUCUAGGAAUCGUAGCUCCAAAAUGGUUUCAGAAUGUCAUGAUCGCUACUAUUGGACAUCGUAACGCGGAACUGGCGCUUUUGCGUGGAACACUGUUCUCGCCCCAAGAAGCACUGAGAAUUGGCUUGGUGGAUGAAUUAGCAACUGACAAGGCAGAUGCGAUAAGCAAAUGUGAAAAUUACAUUGCCUCCUUCGCCAGGAUUCCAGGAACAGGGAGGUAUUUGACGAAACUGGGAGUACGACAAGAACUAAUACAGUGGAUGCACGAUAAUCGAGAAGUGGAUGUUAACAGCUUUGUGACAUUUGCGCAGACACCCGAAGUUCAAAAGAAUUUGGAACUCUACGUUAAAUCGCUAAAGAAGCGGUGACACGGCUUGCAAGGAAACCGACCUUCCAAACAGCUCAUCAAAUAAAACAAAAAACAGUGCGAGAUACUUUUACUAUGGAAAAGUUUACUUUUGUAUUUUCAUAUCUGAGGAAUAAAGAUACAUAAAUACCGUGAGAUUAAAAA
This is a messenger RNA of Cephus cinctus (wheat stem sawfly), 1179 nucleotides long. RefSeq names its product enoyl-CoA delta isomerase 1, mitochondrial-like. Gene Ontology annotation, molecular function: enoyl-CoA hydratase activity. Gene Ontology annotation, biological process: fatty acid beta-oxidation. Gene Ontology annotation, cellular component: mitochondrion. Bases 194 to 1036 code for a protein of 280 amino acids. The transcript is spliced from 6 exons. NCBI's taxonomy places the organism in Eukaryota, Metazoa, Arthropoda, Insecta, Hymenoptera, Cephidae. The record is from RefSeq and is a predicted model, not a curated record.